Molecule: messenger RNA, 2936 nt
Organism: Pseudoliparis swirei
Lineage: Eukaryota; Metazoa; Chordata; Actinopteri; Perciformes; Liparidae
Gene: cenatac
Product: centrosomal AT-AC splicing factor
Exons: 11
Coding region: 154-1230 (358 amino acids)
Source: RefSeq, a predicted model, not a curated record
AAGAAUCAUAUCAAGACGGCACUGUUUAUUACAGCAAAUUAGCAUAUUACAAUAUAUUGCUGUCUUGUGUUUUUGGUUUACCGCAGCAGACGGAUUAUGAAAGAAGCGUCUAUUCAGCUCAAGUAUAUGUUAGCGUUUUUAUAAACGGUCUAAAUGGGUGCAUAUUAUUGUUCUAUAUGCAGGCAAACAACAUUCACUGGGAAGGGACACAUAUUCGGGAAAAACCACCAGAGCAGACUCAGAGUGGUUCUCCUUAAAUUCUUAGAAAAGGUGAAAGAAGCUCGCCAGACACUUAAGAAACCCCAAUUGGAAAAGUUCGACUGCAUCGAGCACAAGAAGACAUUCUGGUGCUACUGCUGUGGGCGUGAGGUGGAUAGAAACGUUACCGACGAGAACAUGACUGUGCUGUAUGGAGGCUUGUUAGAACACAUGGCCACCCCAGAACACAGGAAGAGUACUCACAAGUUCUGGUGGGAGAAUAAGGCUGACCCCAAGUUAAGAGACAAGGUCAUCAUCACAGAGGCGGAAACUGAGAGGUUUAAAGCUGAGGUGGAGAAAGCAUUGGAAUCAUUUGUGGAGAAGGAGGAUGACUUCAUAAAACAGCAAGCUGAUGUCAUCCGGGCACAAGAAAAGCAUCGUCAUGAGGUCCUUCAGUCUCUUUUAGAGCGUGACGCAGAGCCAGAAUUGUUCAAUGGACCCAACGGCACAGGCAUGUCUGCUGAGGAGGCUGUCAGCUCUCAAUUUACAUCUCGGGGAUCAGACCAUCGAGCGGGCAGCAGCUUUGUCGAGUCAAUGGUUGAAGCACCACGGGCUGCAACAGGUCAUGGCCUGACUUUCAUCGGCUACCAGCAAUCAAACAGGGGAAAUGUGCAUACAGGUGCUGUGCCUCCUUGGCUUCAGGAGGAUCCUCGGGGGGGGACCUCCGCUGCAGCACCUCCAGAGAACGGUCCAUCACUCCAAGAGUUCCUCAAACAGAAGGAGAAAGAGAAGCUGAAGAAACUUCCACCGAACCGAGUGGGCGCCAACUUUGAUCACAGCUCUCACACAGACGCCAACUGGCUUCCCUCCUUUGGUAGAGUGUGGAACACUGGCCGACGCUGGCAGUCCAGGCACCAAUUCAGACAAGAAGAAGGGCAGAAGAAGAAACAAAAGAGGAAGAAGGAGCUUGGCACAGAGGGGUCAAAGAAAGCAAAAACAACUGAACAGCUGACAAAUUCUGACAGCAUUUGAAACUAAUUGUCUUGUGUGAAAACUGCAAGAAGGGAUGUGUAUAUAGUUUGCAAGAUGUGAAUGAGAUUGUAUACUGUGUUUCUGAGGCAUUGUACUCUGUUGUAAGUGCUCAGGCGGACUAGACGCCCUAAUGUAGUUCCUAACUACACCGUAGUGCUUGCAUAUCGCAAAUUAUAUGUAACCUUCAUACCAUAAUUGGGAAUGUGUGCAGUGUGUGUAUAUAUAUUAGUAUGUCAGGCUUUAUUGCAUUAAAACUGUAUGGUCUGACUUCAAGACACAAUAUCCUAAAUAUGUUAUCAGUUUUCAAUCUGUAUACUCACUCAAAACCCUUCCCACACUCUCACACACACACACACACACACACACACACACACAGAUCUGCCAAGCGAACAGCAGGGGGUGUCAGCCACUGGACUAACCAAGGUACCUGCUGUUUGAUAAGAUAAGACUUUACUUGAAGGCAGGCUGUUGAGGCCAGCAUUCAGAAAACUUGGUUAAAUGUAUUAUCCAUUUUAAGGAUAUUUGUCCAUAUGUGGCAAAGAAAGACUGCGUCAUUGAAUCUGCCCAAUAUUCUGACCUCUCAAAAACUACAAACAAUCUUAAAUUGCAAUACACAUAAUAAGAGCAGUAGUUGUAAGUGUUUUAAAAAUACAUCCCAUUUUUGCAGCGAACUUGUGCAACCAAAUGAUGAGCUUUCAUUUCCACUUUCAGAUCAUGUUCCAACUGUAAAGGCUUAAGCGGAUGCACAUUGUUGCCACUUUGAGACGAUGUGACAAGACGGUGUUAAUACAAUCAGCAUAGGAGGUUCUGUGCUCUCUAAAAUGUGACAGCUCCACCUGUUUUCCAAUCCUUCAUUGUUGAAAUAAAGACGUGAGUUCCAUUGAGGAACGUUUUCAGUGGUGUGUAGGAAUGCUGCCACUCCUCCGGCCGUUUCUUGUCUCCAGAAGCUAGAUUAAAGAUUGCUGGGUGAAAUAUGUUUUUAUCCUGAUGCCUUAAACAAAUGGAUACUGGUACACAGGUGAGCCUAAAUGGUGAACAUGAAUAACAAUUUUACUUGCCAUCUUAUAUUUCCCCCCAAUGUUACAUUGGUCAGUGGCCCUAUUCGGCCUUAAAAUCAAACUUUAAUACUGAUGCCCUCUUAAAUUGAUCCAUGAAGAGGAAUUGCUUUUAUAAUGCAGACUAAAAAAAUCUCUGUUGAUAACUGGUUUUGCAUUUGGUGUAAUUAUGUGGUUCAAAUCUCCUGCAAUGUGUAAUGGAGCAUAACCGACGGAGGAUAACAUUUAGAGUCAGUGUGUGUUGACUGUUGCUGUGUGUACAGCGUUUGUUUGGCAAAAAAUGAACAUCAGCACAAGGAGAGGUGGCUAGGAGCAGUGCAUGUAGUAAACUUUCUACUCCUGAGCUCACAGUCGGCCUUUCUUUUAUCUGUACAGACCUCCUUCUCCCCACAAGGUAUAAUCAGGCCCCAGUGUGCUCUGGCUGGAUGGGCGUGGAGCUCAGUGGAGCUGCAAGGCAAUCUGGGAAUACGACGUGUAGCUGAUCUAUUCUUAGCUAUGUGACAACACGGCUGUGGCUGAUUCACAACGAUCUGAAAAAAUGGGGUUACCGUCUGUACGUUUGACUGCAAUCUUAACGGUUACAAUAAACUCAUUAUUAGAUGAUUAUGUCAAAGCUGUAUGAGUGAACAAAGAUGUUGCUUUGAUAUCAGA